Molecule: messenger RNA, 2730 nt
Organism: Rhinocladiella mackenziei CBS 650.93
Lineage: Eukaryota; Fungi; Ascomycota; Eurotiomycetes; Chaetothyriales; Herpotrichiellaceae
Exons: 1
Coding region: 1-2730 (909 amino acids)
Biological process (GO): proteasome-mediated ubiquitin-dependent protein catabolic process; regulation of protein catabolic process
Cellular component (GO): nucleus; proteasome regulatory particle, base subcomplex; proteasome complex
Molecular function (GO): enzyme regulator activity
Source: RefSeq, a predicted model, not a curated record
AUGGCGCAGGACGAGAAGAAGCCAACAGCCGCAGAGAAGGGCAAGGGCAAGGCAGAGGAUGUACCGAUGUCAAAUGGAGACAAACCCACUCCCGAGGGGAAAGAAGGCGAUAAAAGGGCCAAUGGAAAGGCUGAGGAGCCGGCGGUGGAAGAACUGAGCGAAGAGGAUCAACAACUCAAGAGCGAACUGGAGAUGCUUGUGGAAAGAUUAAAAGAAGAUGAUACCAACUUAUACAAGCCCGCAAUGGACGCCAUAAAGAACUUCAUCAAAACUUCUACCUCUUCGAUGACCGCGGUACCUAAACCUUUAAAGUUCCUCCGACCGCACUUCGACGACCUUGCCGCUCUCUACGACAAAUGGCCUACAGGUUCCGACAGGGAUUCGCUUGCCGACAUGCUCUCGGUGUUGGGCAUGACAUAUGGGGAUGAAGAUAAGUUGGAGACUCUGAAAUUCAGAUUACUAUCAAAAUCAGAUGAUUUGGGUUCCUGGGGUCACGAAUACAUCAGACAUCUUGCUCUGGAGAUCGGCCAAGAAUACCAGAACCGUCUGACGGAUGAAAGAGAAGUUGGAGACCUCACAGAACUGGCUCUGUCUUUGGUCCCAUACUUUUUGAGCCACAAUGCAGAAGCCGACGCUGUCGAUCUUCUGAGCGAACUUGAGAUGAUCGAAGAAAUUCCACGGUUCUUGGACGAAAAUACUUUCGCCCGGGUUUGUUUGUAUAUGGUCAGCAUGGUUAACCUUCUCCCCUACCCCGACGAUGUUGCUUUCCUGAAAACAGCACAUGACAUCUACGUCAAAUACAACAAGCUGGCUCAGGCCAUGGUGGUGGCAAUCAGACUGAAUGAUCACGAGCUCAUACGACAAGAUCUCGAAUCGACAGAUGACAUGGCCUUGAAGAAACAAUUGGCCUUCCUCAUUGCUCGACAAAGAAUAUCACUAGAUGUGCCAUCCGAAAGCAAAGAUGAGCAGGAGAUCGCCGAAUGCCUGGGCAACACUCAACUCCCCAACCAUUUCAAAACCCUGGCCAAAGAAUUGAACAUCCUGGAUCCCAAAGUUCCGGAGGAUAUCUAUAAGACACACCUGGAAAGUGGCCGGGGCAGUUCCGCUGCGGCAGACUCAGCGAAGCAUAAUCUGGCCAGCGCAUUCGUCAACGCCUUUGUCAAUGCAGGCUUUGGCAGUGAUAAAUUGAUGCUGGUGGAAGGCGAGCAACGACCAUGGGUUUGGAAAACCAAAGACGAUGGCAUGCUCUCCACGACGGCAUCACUGGGGAUGCUCAUGCAAUGGGACGUGGAAGGCAGUCUGGACGUCAUUGACCGAUUCCAACAAUUAUCCGAAGACUCUAUCAAGGCCGGGGCACUACUAGCCUACGGUGUUGUCAAUUCAGGCGUGAAGACGGAAGGUGACCCUGUCCUUUCACUGCUUAGUGAUGACGAUGUUCUCCAAAGCGGGAAACCCUCGAUGAGAAUGGCAGCCAUCAUGGGCUUGGGACUGUCGUAUGCGGGGUCGAACAGAGAGGAUUUGCUGGAUUAUUUACUACCUAUCGUUGAAGAUAGUACUCUGGAAAUGCAGCUCUCCGCUAUGGCUGCCGUGUCUCUCGGCCUUGUCUUUGUCGGCUCUUCGAAUCACCAGGUUGCCGAAGCCAUUGCUGGUCAAAUGAUGGAUGAUGACCGCCAGAAGCAGUUGAAGGACAAGUGGGCGAGGUUUAUGGCUCUAGGUCUGGCCCUCCUGUACUUCGGCAGGCAAGAGGAGGUCGAUGUCAUACUGGAUAUAUUGAAGGCAAUUGACCAUCCCAUGGCUAUGCCCACGGCAACCCUUGCUUCCGUUUGUGCCUGGGCUGGUACUGGGGCCGUGCUCAAGUUACAGGAGCUCCUCCAUAUCUGCAAUGAUCAUAUUGAGGACAAGGAGGAAACAGUAGGCGAGCAGUUGGUCCAAUCCUACGCUGUUCUCGGCCUGUCUCUGAUUGCCAUGGGUGAAGACGUUGGUCAAGAUAUGGUGCUACGUCAAUUUGGCCAUCUCAUGCAUUAUGGAGAGGCAAACAUUCGAAAAGCGGUGCCCCUGGCAAUGGGACUGAUCAGCCCUAGCAACCCUCAGAUGAAGAUUUACGACACGUUGUCACGGUACAGUCACGACAACGAUAAUGAUGUCGCCAUCAAUGCGAUUUUCGCAAUGGGUUUGGUAGGAGCCGGUACGAACAACGCUCGUCUCGCACAAUUGUUGAGACAGCUUGCUAGCUACUAUCAUCGGGAUCAAAACUCCUUGUUCAUGGUGCGAAUUGCUCAAGGUCUUGUUCACAUGGGCAAGGGUACCAUGUCACUCAAUCCGUUCCACGCCGAUCGACAAGUUUUGUCAAGAGUUGCCGCAGCAGGCCUCCUUACGGUGCUUGUCUCUCUGAUCGACUCGAAGCAAUUCAUCCUUGCGGAGGCACAUUACCUGCUGUAUUUUUUGGUCACGACAAUGUAUCCCAGAUUCCUAGUCACUCUGGAUGAAGACUUGAAACCUCUCACCGUCAAUGUCAGGGUCGGUCAAGCUGUUGAUGUUGUCGGAGCUGCUGGCCGACCACGAACUAUCACCGGCUGGCAGACUCAAAGUACACCGGUGCUGUUGGCAUAUGGUGAGCGAGCUGAAUUGGAAGAUGAAGAAUACAUCUGUUUGAGCAGCAAUUUGGAGGGCUUGGUCAUUCUACGCAAGGUCAGUGGCAUCUCGAAUUUAUUUUCAACGAUGUUUUGCUAA